AUGUUGUCGCUACUCUCCUCUUCGGUCUUGCUGGCUUGUGCUGCCCAGCAAGCACUUGCUCAAUUCGUGACCCCUCCCACGAAUUUGACCUCGAAGAAAGGCUACGCAGGAAUCAACGUCCGCUACAAGUCUGUCCCGGCAGGAAUCUGCGAACAGGACCCCGAUGUCAAAUCCUACUCUGGCUACGCCGACGUGGCCCCCGGCGAGCAUAUCUUCUGGUGGUUUUUCGAAGCACGGAAUGGAGAUCCCUCGGAAGCGCCUCUGACCAUCUGGAUCAACGGCGGUCCCGGUAGUUCCUCCAUGAUCGGGCUGUUCCAAGAACUAGGGCCCUGCAACGUCGAUGCCGACGGAAACCCGGUGAACAACCCAUACUCCUGGUCGGAAUUCAGCAACAUGAUCUUCAUCGACGAGCCGACUCAAGUGGGCUUCAGCUACUCUACGCCCGUGCCCGCAUACACCGAUCCUGUGUCGGGAGACCUUAUCGAGUUGCCCGACAACACCUGCCCAGAGUACGCCAGCGACUGGGGUUGUGGCACGUUCAGCUACUUCAACGAGAGUCUGACGGCGAACUCGACGCCUGCAGCUGCGCCGAAUAUGUGGAAGACGCUACAGGGCUUCAUGGGCGCGUUCCCCGAAUACUCAAGAAACGGCGUGUACUUCACGACCGAGUCCUAUGGUGGCCACUACGCUCCAAUUUUCAGCGAGUACUUCGAGGAACAGAAUGAUAAAAACAUUGAGGGAGCGCACAACAUCAGUCUCGAAGGUGUCCUGAUCGGCAAUGGAUGGUACGAUCCGCUCAUUCAGUAUCAAGCAUACUACAACUUCAGUGUGUUCCCUGGAAACACCUACGACUAUGACCCGUUGAACCAGUCUGUCAAGAACCAAUGGUACAACAACCUCUACGGGCCAGGCAACUGCUACGACCAGACGGUCGACUGCAACACGCGAGGAAUCAACGAGAUCUGCACGGCGGCCGACAACUUCUGCUACGAGAACGUCGAGAACCUCUACGACAUCUACCUCGGACGCGACGAGUACGACUUCCGGUACCUGAUGCCCGACCCUUUCCCGCCCCUGUACUACGUCGACUACCUCAACACGGACAGUGUGCAGACGGCGAUCGGGGCGUACGUGAACUUCAGCGAGAGUAACACGGCGGUGGGCAACGCGUUCGGCAGCACGGGCGACGACGACCGCGAGAUCGGCACGGUCGAGGCGCUCAAGAAGCUUUUCGCCCGCGGCAUCAAGCUGGUCAUGUACUUUGGUGACGCCGACUUCAACUGCAACUGGCUCGGCGGGCAGGUGGUGGCCGGCCACGUCAACGCCCCGGGCUACGAGGACGCCGGCUUCGUCAACAUCACCACCCCGGACGGCGUCGUGCACGGCCAGGUGCGCCAGUCCGGGUCGUUUGCCUUUGUGCGAAUUUACGAGUCCGGCCACGAGGUGCCCUUCUACCAGCCCCUCGUGAGUCUGGAGAUGGUCAACCGCACCAUCCACGGCCUCGACAUCGCCACCGGCAAGAUCCUCGUCGACCCCAAGUACAAGACCUCCGGCCCCAAGGUGAGCUCGUACCACGAGGGCAACGGCACCGUGCAGCUUGAAGUCGUGCCCACCAGCGCCAUCUACAACGUCACCACCGCCUUGCCUCAGAACGGGACCGACACGACAUCAUCGGGGAGGAUGGCCAAGAGGAGCAGCGAAUCGAACAAGAGGGCUCAUAAGCGGUUGAGGACUAAGAGGGACUUCCUCAAUGCAGGGAAGAGGAGGUGGGUGCUGCUUGACGAGCAGUGA
Exophiala spinifera is the source of this 1791-nucleotide messenger RNA. RefSeq lists its product as uncharacterized. Gene Ontology annotation, cellular component: fungal-type vacuole. The transcript has 2 exons. Gene Ontology annotation, molecular function: serine-type carboxypeptidase activity. Lineage: Eukaryota; Fungi; Ascomycota; Eurotiomycetes; Chaetothyriales; Herpotrichiellaceae. Bases 1 to 1791 code for a protein of 596 amino acids. The record is from RefSeq and is a predicted model, not a curated record. Gene Ontology annotation, biological process: proteolysis.